Impatiens glandulifera is the source of this 717-nucleotide messenger RNA. RefSeq lists its product as uncharacterized. NCBI's taxonomy places the organism in Eukaryota, Viridiplantae, Streptophyta, Magnoliopsida, Ericales, Balsaminaceae. The record is from RefSeq and is a predicted model, not a curated record. The transcript has a single exon. Bases 1 to 717 code for a protein of 238 amino acids.
AUGAAAGUGAAGUCCAUUCCAUCAAUAACUUCCUUCCACAAGCAUGGAAUGAUCUCUCAAGUAAACACUCCUCAAAAGAAACAAGAUCAUGUUGAAACCAAUAAUCCUCCAAAACAAGCAUCAUUGAAUCAUCAUGAUCAUCAUCCUCAUCAUGUCAAAGAUGAAGAUCAAGCCAAGGGAUCAUGCAAAGAGAAUCUCGAACUCGACUCCAAACCUAAUAAUUUCGCCUUCAAGCCCAAUUCCUCAACUAUUACAUUGCCUCCGGGGAGUUCCGAGGGAGCAAUUCUCUAUACCACAAGCCUGAGAGGAAUAAGGAAGACAUUCGAGGACUGUGGAAUAAUAAGAUUCCUUCUCGAGAGUUUCAAGGUUACAUACCAAGAAAGGGACGUUUCAAUGGAUAUGAAACUCCGAGAGGAGCUUUGGAAUAUCUCGGGGGGACAAAGAAUGGUUCCCCCGAGAUUGUUUGUAAGAGGAAAGGACAUUGGAGGGGCGGAUGAAGUGGUUGGAUUACAUGAGCAAGGGAGACUUUGGAAGGUUCUUGAAGGGUUGCCAUUGAAACAAUCAAACAAGGUGUGUAAUGGAUGUGGAGGAGUAGGGUUCUUGAUUUGCUUGAGAUGUAAUGGUAGUAGAAAGGUUGUUCAUGAUGAUGAUGAUGUGUUUGUUAGAUGCCCAGAUUGUAAUGAAAAUGGGCUUUUGAGAUGUUCUAUUUGUUGUUGA